ACAGCUACCCGCUACACUGUUUCCAAGAGCGCAGCGGCGCACCAUGACGCACCACUGGACUUAAAACUUUAGGAGUUUGUUCUUUACGCAGCGAACUCAAGCGGGACUUUUGAUUACGGAAGGGGAAAAAAAGUUUGCAGAAAAGUUUUACUUUUUGUCCCCCAAGAUGCCACGCUCUUUUCUAGUCAAGAAACACAUAAACUCCGCAAAGAAGCCAAAUUAUAGUGAACUGGAAAGCCCAACAGUCUUCAUCACGCCGCACUUCUACAAGGGCCUCCCCCUGUCCGUCAUUCCCCAGCCGGAGAUCCUGAGCCCGGCAGCCUACAGCCCCGUCACAGUGUGGACUACCAGUAGCCUGCCGCUGCCCCCCGUCCCCAGUGACUUCUCCCCCAUCUCUGGAUACCCGUCCUCCCUCUCCGACACCUCCUCCAAAGACCACAGCGGCUCGGAGAGCCCGAGAAGCGAUGAAGACGAGCAGAUGCUGCCCAAGCUGACAGACCCUCACGGAGUGGAGGCAGAGAAGUUUCAAUGUAGUUUGUGCAGCAAAUCCUACUCCACGUACUCUGGACUGCUCAAGCACAAACAGCUGCACUGCGACGCCCAAACGAGGAAAUCCUUCAGCUGUAAAUACUGCGAGAAGGAGUACGUCAGCCUGGGAGCUCUCAAAAUGCACAUCAGGACUCACACGUUGCCUUGUGUUUGUAAAAUAUGCGGGAAGGCUUUCUCCAGACCGUGGCUGCUCCAAGGACACAUCCGGACGCACACGGGUGAGAAGCCGUUUUCCUGCCCUCACUGCAACAGAGCGUUUGCAGACAGGUCCAAUCUCAGGGCUCACCUACAGACCCAUUCGGAUGUGAAAAAGUACCAAUGCAAGAACUGCUCCAAAACCUUCUCUAGGAUGUCUCUUCUUCACAAGCAUGAGGAAUCUGGUUGUUGUGUAGCACACUGAGCUGGGAUACCUUUCUGCCAUCAGAGAAUCCUCCACUCCCACCCCCAGCUUCUGUUAAUUCUUUUUUUUUUCCAUGCCCAGGGGAAGUGUCAGGGAAUCACAGCGAGAGCUCAAAAAUAUGCAGACUUCUUUUUUUCUCCUCCCUGGUUUCAAAUGAGAAGCAGCUCGGUGCUCACAUGCAACCGUUUUCAAUCAGUGUUCCUGUGAUUGCAAUCAUUGUUGAGCUUUGUCAAAGUGUGUACUCUCCUACCUGUGCUAUUCAUGCACUUUUCUGCAUGUCUACAAAGGUUUUUUUUUAAGGCCUUCACAAUGUUAUCUUCAGAGUUUGUACCAAUGUCUCUUAUAGCGGCUGAUAUUCAAGCCCACACGUCUUUCAAACAAGCCAAACCGAAGGGUGCCUUAUGACCGGCGGCAUGACUAUCACCAGUGGAAUACAAAGCCAUCGCUACAAAGGGGAACAAGUGCAAACUGAGGCUCAUAGUCCGACUGUUAAAACUUUUGCACAGCCUGUAGAAACAGUUUGCCAGCUUGUCAAAGACCAAAACAACUCCCAGCCCCGAUUUUUUUACUCUGCAAUAUUAUCUAUUUUCCAGCAACAGGUUGCUUUCAUAUUUUUAUAUAUUGAAUGUAAGUUUGACUGAGAUGAUUGUAUAUUGACAGGAGAAACAAAAAACUGUGAGGUUGAAUUAUUUUGAUAUUUUCGUUACGCUUUUACCAAAAAAUAAAUAAAUAAAUGAGGUUUUGUAAAUUUC
This is a messenger RNA of Oryzias latipes (Japanese medaka), 1701 nucleotides long. RefSeq names its product snail family zinc finger 2 (gene snai2). The record is from RefSeq and is a predicted model, not a curated record. NCBI's taxonomy places the organism in Eukaryota, Metazoa, Chordata, Actinopteri, Beloniformes, Adrianichthyidae. Gene Ontology annotation, biological process: regulation of DNA-templated transcription. Gene Ontology annotation, molecular function: DNA-binding transcription factor activity, RNA polymerase II-specific; RNA polymerase II cis-regulatory region sequence-specific DNA binding.